AAGACUUCAAGACUGACCUUGAACUCUGGACGUAUUAAAGUCGAAAACCCUGUUGUGGACUUGGAUGGUGACGAAAUGACGCGUAUCAUUUGGGAUAAAAUCAAGAAAACACUCAUAUUUCCAUUCGUGGAUGUAGAGUGCAAGUAUUUCGACCUUGGUUUACCUAAUCGUGAUCUAACCAAUGAUCAAGUUACAAUCGAUGCGGCGCAUGCCAUCAAGAAAUAUGGUGUCGGAAUUAAGUGUGCCACGAUCACUCCUGAUGAGCAAAGAGUUGAAGAAUUUGGUCUGAAGAAGAUGUGGCUCUCUCCUAAUGGCACUAUCAGAAACAUUCUCGGGGGUACUGUUUUUCGUGAGCCAAUAUUAUGCAAGAACAUUCCACGAUUAGUUUCUGGUUGGACAAAACCAAUUAUAAUUGGUCGACACGCUCACGGAGAUCAGUACAAAGCAACAGAUUUAGUCAUCAACGAACCUGGAACACUAGAGUUAGUUUUCACUCCAAAGGGGUCAACGGAAUCGCAACGCUACAAGGUUUAUCAGUUUGGUGCCGAAGGUGUUGGAUUGGCAAUGUAUAAUACAGACGAAAGCAUUCGUGGAUUUGCUUAUAGUUGCUUUGAGUAUGCCUUGAACAAAAAGUGGCCUCUGUAUAUGAGCACCAAGAAUACUAUCCUCAAGCAAUAUGAUGGUCGAUUCAAGGAUAUUUUCCAGGAGAUUUACGACAAGUACGUCCUACAAUAA
Molecule: messenger RNA, 735 nt
Organism: Echinostoma caproni
Lineage: Eukaryota; Metazoa; Platyhelminthes; Trematoda; Plagiorchiida; Echinostomatidae
Source: the annotation of a GenBank genome assembly